AGAAAGGGAGCAUGUGGAGGUGGAACCAGACCUCUCUGGAGGACUUCAUCCUUCAAGGGCUCUUUGAUGACUCCUUCAACCACUUUUGUCUUUUCCUCCUGAUCAUGCUGGUCUUCCUUACUGCAGUGAGUGGCAACAGCCUUACCAUCCUCCUCAUCUGCGCCGAUCCCCGUCUUCACACACCAAUGUACUUCCUGCUCAGCCAGCUGUCCCUCAUGGAUCUGAUGCACGUCUCUACAACCAUUCCCAAGAUGGCUAACAACUACCUGUCUGGCAAGAAGUCCAUCUCGUUUGUGGGCUGUGCCACCCAGCACUUCCUGUACCUGUCUCUGGGUGGUGCAGAGUGUCUCCUCCUGGCCCUCAUGUCCUAUGACCGCUAUGUUGCCAUCUGCCACCCCUUGAGGUACACUGUGCUCAUGAGCAAAAGAGUGGGAGUGAUGAUGGCUGCCAUGUCAUGGCUGAGUGCAUCUGUGAACUCCCUAAUCCACACAUCCAUCUUGAUGAGCUUCCCUUUUUGUGGUUCAAGAAUCAUCCACCACUUCUACUGUGAAUUUCCAGCUGUUUUGAAGUUGGUGUGUGGGGACAUCACUGUGUAUGAGAACACAGUCUAUAUCAGCACCAUUAUUCUUCUCCUCCUCCCCAUCAUCCUUGUCUCUACAUCCUAUGGAUUCAUUCUCCACAGUGUCAUUCAGAUGCGUUCAGCUGGGGGUAAGAGAAACGCUUUUGCUACAUGUAGCUCACAUCUCCUUGUGGUUUCCCUUUGGUUUGGUGCCUGCAUAUUCUCCUAUAUGAGGCCCAGGUCCCAGCGCACUCCAUUGCAAGACAAAGUUGGUUCUGUUUUCUAUAGCAUCAUUACUCCCACCCUGAAUCCUCUUAUUUAUACUCUGAGGAAUAAGGAUGUUGCUAAGGCUCUGAAGAAAGUGUUGAGGAGAGAUAUUCUCAUCUAGUGACUACUGUUGUAGUUUUUCAGAAUAUAUACUUGAAUAGGAUUUUCCUUAAACUGAUUUGAGCAGAUUCCUGUUGCUUUUUGACUAGCACAUCAAUAACAUGGAUAAUCUGUAACUCUACUAUUGUAGUAUGAUUUCCAUCGUGCAAACUGAUAGAAUAACUGUGCUGCCAUCUUUGACCCUGAACAUGAACUCUUUGUUCUAAGAUUGGCACAGAGUAUUCUACAAAACAUUCUAAGUGCUUGAAUUCAACCACACCACAAUAACCAAUGCCUUCAGAGAAAGAGGAAACUUGGCCACCUGUCUGGUGAUAUAUUGUGUACCCCAAUAAAGCUUGUCUGGGGAUCAGAGGACAGAGCCAGCUACUAAAUUAGACAUAGAGGUCAGGCCGUGGUGGCACACACCCUUAAUCCUGUCACUCGGGAGGCAGAGAUCUGUCUGGAUCUAUGUGAGUUCAAAGCCACACUGGGAACAGAGCUAGGUGUGGUGGCACAAGCCUUUAAUCCCAGCACUAGGAAUGAAGGAAGAUUGCAGGGCACAGAAAGUUAUAUAAGGCAUAAGUAAACAGGAAGUCUCUCUCUUGGGGGUGAGG
This is a messenger RNA of Peromyscus californicus insignis, 1539 nucleotides long. Its product is annotated as olfactory receptor 2AE1-like. NCBI's taxonomy places the organism in Eukaryota, Metazoa, Chordata, Mammalia, Rodentia, Cricetidae. The coding region runs from base 12 to 947 and encodes 311 amino acids. The record is from RefSeq and is a predicted model, not a curated record. The transcript has a single exon. Gene Ontology annotation, molecular function: G protein-coupled receptor activity; olfactory receptor activity. Gene Ontology annotation, cellular component: membrane. Gene Ontology annotation, biological process: G protein-coupled receptor signaling pathway.